Mugil cephalus (flathead mullet) is the source of this 4300-nucleotide messenger RNA. RefSeq names its product shootin 1 (gene shtn1). NCBI's taxonomy places the organism in Eukaryota, Metazoa, Chordata, Actinopteri, Mugiliformes, Mugilidae. The transcript has 15 exons. The record is from RefSeq and is a predicted model, not a curated record. Bases 2199 to 3497 code for a protein of 432 amino acids.
ACACCUGGCGAACCAAGCCCUUCAGGAGUAUGAGGGCCUGCAGAGAGAGCAUGAGACAGCAGCCAUGAAAUGCAAGAGGCUGGAGGAGGAAAGAGACAAUGCCAUGAAGACACUCAAUGAGUUCCAGCAAGGUUACUGAGUCUGGCCACGACAUUAUGGAGAUGGGCAAUGGAGAAGAGGCUGAGGAUGGAAACUGGCAGCUAAGUGCUAUUGAAUGACUCAUGUGGAGGCCGCCAGAGGAACGUGGAUAUCGUUUGGCAUUGGCGUUCAUCAAGUUCUUAAUUAGGUGUCACUGGAGGGAAGGAAUUGCCCGCAGCAAUGGCACUAAUGCUUAAUUUCUCCUUCGCUCAACCACAAUGUUUAAUUAGUUAAGUGGCAGGGCAUUCUUUAGGGGCAUUCGCUUUGUACUGAGGUGUGAUUGCAGCUCUAACCAACAUAGUGGUUCGCGACACGGAAUUUCAUCUCAUUUUUUUUUUUUCACACAAGGUUCUGUUGAAGCUCCUGCUAAUCAAUAUGUGAUUUUCACUGUAUACUGUCGCAUGUGAUGAUAGAUGUAAAAAGCAUUUAAGCAACAUUUAGGCUGAGACAACACUCUAACCCUAACCCUACAUUUAUCAAUUUUCCACAAAUUAAAAUGUCACUGUCCUCCUCAUCAUAUUAUUUUCUGGUGCAGCUCUGCCAUGAAUAUAUAUAAAUAAUUGAGGCACCCAGGGUUCAGGUUCUUUACGAACAGCCCACAUUUCCUCUUUCAUAUACUCAACUUUUAUUCAUUCACUUGUUGUUGUUUUUUUUGCAUAUGUGCAGUCUAUGUUUAACACACAUUAGCCCUGGCCAACAAAAUAAAAAGGUAGAGAAAUUAUGUGAAUAAAAGGUAGAAUGGGGAAAACAUUUAGUUCAAACCAUUUUAAAUUCAAAUGAUAAUGAUGCAUGUAAGUUAUUAUUCACCAAUGGUGCUACUUGGAUGGCAGACACAAUAGAAAACAGAGAUAUGCUUCAGUGUCAAGUGUUAGGGCUCUCUUACCUCAAUUAACUUGAUUAAAUGAAUUAAAUGAAAAGUCACAUUAGAAAAUCCUAAUCAUUUUUUUUUUGUUUCUUUGACAGCAUUUUGAUCAAGCUGAAUGGCCAUGGGUGAACUUUUUAAGUGUGACAUGAAUGUAGUCAUUCAGUAGAAUUUUACAUCCUGUUUCUCAUAUUAACAUAAUUGCAUAAUUGACAUUGUCACUUCAGUGAAGGCUGCAGAGUUGUGGGUGUCUUCGCUAGAGAGCACUGUUUGUAAUUUGGCGACAUAAUUAAUUAUUUCACAUUGUUUUUUUUUUCUUUAAUAAUAUGUAAGAACAUUUGUCCUCACAACCAAGACAGUGUGAGGCACAGCCUGCUGUCUGAACUGUGCCUCAAACUGAAACAAAACAAAGAGUGCUGUUUAGUUCAAUUGAAGCAUUUCUUCAGUAAAAAACAUAAAAUGAGAAUACAGUAGGUAUUAUGGAAUAUAUGUAUAAAUAUGUCUACAUAUAUGUCUGUACAUUUGUGUGUGUUCUGUGUCACAGUAGCGCAGUGUCUGGAGACACGCACAGUAAGAAGUGCAUAUGUCUGUCUUGAUGUUUGUGGACACAUUGUGCCAGGUGUAGGUUCACAGGUUCACUUCCCCUGUGUCCAUGGCUGAGGUGACUUGAGCAAGCACAUAACCCUGCACAUGGACAGCGCACAAUGUACUACUGCUUUCUGUGUACACACUGAAUGGAUGAACGGGUCAAAAGUGUUCAGUUAACAAAAAUGUAUUAAUAUUAAUUUCAAUUGCAUUCAGUGAAUGAGUGCUCAAAUGUGAGUUGCUGAAGUAUUCCCAUUCAUGCCAUUUGUGCUUUUGGUUAAAAAAAGGUGAUCACAGAGAUUUCUGUACAAAAAGUGAUCGUUCUUCAAGCUACCAUCAUCACCAAGUGUAUUGUUGGUCAUUUCAUGUCCUGAUUGAUUUAUUUGUAAAUAUGAAUUGUAACAGAUUUUGAUCCUUAUUUUAUGCAUUUUCUGACUUUUGAUGCUUAUCAUCUUUGCUCAGUGGAUGUGAGAUUUUAGAGGGAUUAGUAGAGGUUUGAACACACUGUAUAGAAUUUAAGAUAUUAACAUACUGGAGGCCACUAGACAUUCACUGCUGCAACAAAAAUUAUUAUGUUCAUUGUCUUUUCUUCUCUUUUCAUCUAGUCUCUGAGAUGGUCAUUGAAGAGGUCAGUGCCAUUCAGGAGAAUCUGGAGAUCGAGAGGAUGUGUAGAGAAAGUGCGGAAGCCCUGGCCUCCAAGUUGAACCGUCAGAACCGCUCUCUGAAGAGGAAGAGCAUGAUGUUGCUCUCCCACCUCAGCCCAGAGACAAUAACAAAGAUCAGCCUUGAGGAUGAAGAGGAGGACAGUGAGGACCUACAUGAAGCCACCAAAGUCUGCCUUUCCCCCUCCUGCCACACUGCCAUCUCAGAUCUACAAAAGAAGUUGGAUUUGAUGCUUAAGGAGAAAAGUCAAGCAGUCAGUGAUCUUGAGGCAGCAAGAGAACAACUGAGGGAAACCAGGGAAGAACUGCUGAAAGAAAAACACGAUAACACUCUUUUAACUGCUGAGAUACUGCAGCAAAAGAAACUCCUGGCAAAAUAUAACAGAGUGUCUCAGUUUGCUGUGGAGGAAUACGAAGCUUUAGAGGACACUUUGAACCUGGAGCGAGACCUGCGCAAAGAGGCAGAGAAGUUUGCCAGAGUGAUGUUGGUUGAGCAAAAGAAGCUGAAGAGACAGAGUCAGAUCAUGAUGCAGAAUUCCUCGCCAAAUCAAGCUCUAGAGGAUGCACUCAGCCAGGUCACCAGACUGACAGAAGAGCUGGAGACACAGAGGCUAGAGCAUCAGAACCAGAUAGAGCAGAUGGAGGACAAGCUAAGAAGCAGUGAGGCUCAGAGUGAGCUGACAACACUGAGACGCAAACUAGAGCUCUUGGAGGAAGAGAGGAGGGAGUGCAGCAACAAAUGCUCCAAGGCUGAAGUGGAGGUGAAGGAUCUGCGGUUUACAGUUGAGGAGCUCCAGAAGAAGCUGCAGGCAGCUACAAAUCCAACCCCUGCUCCAGCACCUCCACCUCCACCUCCGCCACCGCCACCGCCUCCUCCAGCUCCAUCUUCCAACCCGCUCAGCUCACUGUUGUCAUUAAUUAGAAAGAGAAGAGACAUCAAUACUGACAUCCCACUGCUGGACCAAGACACUGGCACGAAACCAGAAGAGGAUAUCAGGCAGCAGGCGGUGGAGGAGAUGAUGCAGCGGAUCAAGAAGGGGGUUCAGCUUCGACCUGUGGGCCAGUCGUCUAACAGAACCAGGAGACAGAUGGAGAGGCUGCCCUCUAAUUCUGCCAUUCAGGAACUUAAAGGAAUCAUGGAGAAUUUUAAUAGAACGCCCCCUCAACCAAAAGCAGUGUCUCCAGCUACAGACCGUGAUGGGGAGCUGCAGAGGAUCCUGCUGAAACGACGGGAUGCAUUGGAGUCCUAACACAAUGAAGUAAGCUCCGUUAAACUGAGGUUUAACAGGGCUUACUGUCUGGGGGCUGCAAAGCAUCUGCCAGGUCUUUCUGGAGAUCAUUGCUGCUUAUUCAUUAGUCCUGAUGAAAUGACUACUUACUCUACCUAUCGAUCCGGUUUGAUGAGUUAUUGGGGGGGGGGGCUCUUUAUGCAGGUCACCAUCCUCUCAUCUCCCCUACACUGUGAUUUGCCAAAAGGCCGAGCUCAGCCCUCCCAUGAGUAUCCACAUAAACACACCGGACAAAACCUUUUUAUUCUAAUGUAUAUGAUGCAUUUAAAGUAACCAUUUUACCAUAUCACGAGGAGUCUCAAACUGGGCUCAAAAAUAUAAAAAACUGAGCGAUUUUUGUGGUUGUGAAUCAAGCCAUAGGUUAAGCAGCAUCUGCAAUAAGUGCACAAUUGUCUCACUGAUUUACACUGAGGCCUUUUAUUUCCAGUAAAAUGACAGACAUGCACCCCACACCAUCUUCUCAGGGUUAAUUCAGUUCUUUUUCUAAAAGACCAAUUUAUUAUUGUUUGCACUGUGAUAGUGGAGUGGGUUUUGCGGCCUUGAGCUUUUGCUGAAGCAAAGUAUGUCUCCGAAUUGUUCUGUCUAGACCAAUAUCAACCUUGUAGCCUCCCAGUGAGCAAUUACAGGCCACUGUGGAAGAUUUUGUUUCAUCAGUUCCUCUCUCUCUCUCCCUCUCCAUCUCUCUCUCUCUCUCUUUCUCUCUCUCUCUCUCUCUCUCUCUCUCUCUCUCUCUCUCUCUCUCUCUCUCUCUCUCUCUCUCCCUA